Messenger RNA from Polistes canadensis, 2800 nucleotides. RefSeq names its product zinc finger CCHC domain-containing protein 24-like. The coding region runs from base 1085 to 1801 and encodes 238 amino acids. Lineage: Eukaryota; Metazoa; Arthropoda; Insecta; Hymenoptera; Vespidae. Gene Ontology annotation, molecular function: zinc ion binding; nucleic acid binding. The record is from RefSeq and is a predicted model, not a curated record. The transcript is spliced from 4 exons.
ACAGAAUUUGUUCAAGGCGUAUCUGUUAGCAGCAAUAGUCUGUAGCGAGUGAAAACGAGCACUGAAAUAGAUGCACCACAUGGCGGGGAUCUUCGACUAUAUGUGAGAGAAUGAGAGUACGGCUUUCUACUGGUUCGCGUGCUGGGAAAAAGACGGUGGCAGAGUGAACGAGAGUGCCAAGUCGAAGAAGAUUUUUACUUCAUAUUGAAUCAAUUCGAUAAAUCUUUGAUCGCGUCUUCCCCGAUAAAUAUACAAUGAAAUAAUAAUGUAUGAUAAAGAUCGUUAAAAAAAAAAGAACCGAAUUUUUUGACAGUGAACAAGGAUUUAUUUGGAAAUCAUUUUGUGACGAAGAAAUUUGUAACGAUUAUAAUUCGUUUGAGUUUUAGUGACGUGGCAAACACUUAUUUUCAAGAAGAAAACUCUCUCUCUCUUUUUUUUUUUUGAUCAAGAUUUUAUUAAAGUGAAAGUCAAUAAUAUAUAUAUAUAUAUAGAGAGAGAGAGGGAAAUACAAGUGAAAAAUUAAAGCAAAGAAUCUUAUGAAGUAAUAAUAAAAAAUAUAUGCAUAAUGUUUUUUAAUAGAACCUCGUUUAAUUAAAUAUUAUAGGAGAGAAGAAAGUGAAAAGAAUCGAGUUAAGUCGAGUCAAUUGUUGAACGUCGUUCACACUCGACGCCUCGAUGAAGAUUCACGAUCUUUUGGUGAGCUAACAUUCUAAAAAUACGAUAUAAGCUUCGUGAUCUUACAGUGGAAGUCUUCGAGCAUCGAGGAAAUUUCGCGGAGACGGUGUUAGUAGUUAAAUAAUAGUAAUACGAGUUAAUACUAUCAAUUGCAAGUCAAACAAAAUUAUAAUUCGUUUGAAAUGAACUGGACAGUAUAGUACUUCGUUAAAUUGAUGAUAAAUAAUAAGAGAACGAUUUCUCCGAAAGAAAAAAAAGAAAGGGAAAGAGUAAGAGAGCUGAUUAUAAAAAAUUGUUUUUAUAUUAAGGCGAUGCUCGUUCGUCAAACGAAAAUUCAACUAAGCCGGUUAGGCCGGCCUUAUCGGAAACGGUAAAAUUAAUUAAACUUGUGAUCACUAACUAAAAACAAAUGGCUACCUGCCAUCCUAGACCGCUGGUACAACAUCUGCAGCUACAGGAACAAACUCAGGUUGGCUUAGGUACUAUCAAUAGCGUCGGUAAUCAAGGACAAAAAGUGCUACAGCAAACUCAUUAUCAGCCUCACCUGUUGAAUUGGGUAUAUUUAGCGAUCACUGAUCAAAACUCGCCGCAACUUUCCGAUCAGAAAAAGCUUCUACCUACGAUAUGGAGCAGUUAUGCGACGGCAAAUUCACAAACCUAUCUACACCAAAACACUUUGAAUGCUUCCGGAGCAAUAGGUGCCAGUCUAGCCGAUAGUAUCGGUGAUCUCGCCGAACAUUUUACUGACUUGGACCUUUUAGAUAGAAAACCAAUAAAGAGGCCACCGUCUACGUACUUGUGUCAUUUGUGUUUUACAAAAGGUCACUAUAUCAAAGAUUGCCCGCAGGCUCGUCCAAAAGGCGAAGGUCUUACACCCUACCAAGGUAAAAAAAGAUGCUUUGGAGAAUACAAAUGUCCAAAAUGCAAACGUAAAUGGAUGUCGGGUAAUAGUUGGGCUAAUAUGGGUCAAGAAUGCAUGAAAUGUCAUAUUAAUGUGUAUCCUCAUAAACAGAGACCAUUAGAACAACCUGAUGGUUUAGACGUAUCCGACCAAAGUAAAGAACAUCCUCAACACCUUUGUGAGAAAUGUAAAAUUCUGGGAUAUUACUGCAGACGUAGUCAAUAACAGCGAUAUAGCAUACACAUCAAAAAUAUAUACGUAUAUAGGUACGUCUUUUCUACAUAAGACUACUCACGCGAUCAUUUAAAAUGCUAAAUUCACGAACUAUUACUGAUACAACUUUGUAUGCGUACUGUCGGAUGUGCAAGAACGCAUGGAUGUAUAUUAUUCUUUUUGAUAAUUUCGAUAAUAUUAUUCUUGAUACAAAAACAAUAUUCUUUGAUCAAAUAACGAAUCGGGACUUUCAUACUCAGGGACGAUUUUAUGAAAUCUAUAAGAGCACGAAUGCAAAGCUCUGUUGUACAAAAAUGAUUAUAUUUAAAAAUAAAGAAUCAUAAAAAAAACGAAAAUGAUGCAAGUUAAAGAAUGUAAAAUUUAAUUUAAAAUUUUUAUUUUCUCCAAUAUAUAUCUAUUCGCAGUAUGCACGACUGAUUAUGAGUCUUCGUAAUUAUAAAUCUUUUUCAUUUAACUGAAAAGUAAAUUCUUUAACUUACACCACUUUCUUAUUGGUGCAUUCACAAUUCAAUAGACACAAAAUGAUUCUUAUCUUUGUACAUCAGAGAAUGAAAGGGACAAAGAGAGCAUAAGUUUACCGUUUAUUUUAAUUAUCUCAAUUAUUUGUCACAAUCCAAAGAAAAUAAAUGUCAGGAAACAUUAUUCGAUACUGUACAUAUACAUAUAAGAUUCGUCAAGAUGAAUAUUUGACAUGAAUAUGCUACUAUCAACCAUAUUUAACAACUUGAAAAUGUUACAGAACGACUAGGAAUGCUUGAGAGAUAUGACUUAUACGCGUUUGAAGCUAGAUAGUUCUCUUUUAUUAAAUAAGAAAACAAACUUUCCAUCGCCAAAGAAAAUAACAUUAAUAAAUGUAGAUAUAUAUAUAUAUAUAUUUCUUUUUCUGCAGAUAUGCAACUCUAAUAUUAUAAUAAAAUGACAUAAAUUUAUCAGAAAUGCGAAAAAAAUGGAGUCGAAUAUGUUGAAUCAUUAUUAUUAUAUAUUAUUAUU